This is a messenger RNA of Gaeumannomyces tritici R3-111a-1, 1242 nucleotides long. RefSeq names its product proteasome component C1. The record is from RefSeq and is a predicted model, not a curated record. The transcript is spliced from 3 exons. Gene Ontology annotation, biological process: ubiquitin-dependent protein catabolic process. Gene Ontology annotation, cellular component: proteasome core complex; proteasome core complex, alpha-subunit complex; nucleus. Bases 208 to 1086 code for a protein of 292 amino acids. NCBI's taxonomy places the organism in Eukaryota, Fungi, Ascomycota, Sordariomycetes, Magnaporthales, Magnaporthaceae.
AGGGCUGACGCUGGCUGGAGCUUGCCUUGCCCGCCCCAUGGAUGCGGUAUCGACAACACAAACCCCCAACGCCGCCGCCAACCGCCAACCGCCGCCAACCGCGCCCGAUCUCCACGAAGCACCAACGAACAAGGCCUGCCUGUCGGACCGUCUGUCUAAUCGCUUUUGUGGGAGUUUCCACUUCCGCCCGCACAUACACAAGACACAAUGACCUCGAUAGGGACGGGCUAUGACCUGGCAAACUCCAUCUUCUCCCCGGACGGCCGCAACUUCCAGGUCGAGUACGCCGUCAAGGCCGUCGAGAAUGCCGGCACGUCGGUAGGCAUCCGGUGCAAGGACGGCAUCGUGCUGGCCGUCGAGAAGGUCGUCACGUCCAAGCUGCUCAAGCCCGGCGCCAACAAGCGCAUCGCCACUGUCGACAGGCAUGUUGGAGUUGCCUACUCUGGCAUGGUCCCCGACGGCCGCCACUUCGUCGACCGCGCCCGCGACGAGGCCCGCUCGUGGCGCGACAACUUCAAGGCCCCCAUCGGCACCGCCGAGCUGGCCGGCCGCAUGGGCGGCUACCUGCAGGCCUACACGCUGUACCAGUCGGUGCGGCCCUUCGGCAUCACCGCCAUCGUCGGCGGCUGGGACUCGUCGCUCGAGCUGCCCGUCGACGGCGAGGUUGGCGCCGGGCCCUCGGUCGGCGCCGGCGGCAAGGCCGCGGGCAAGAAGCACGGCGGCGCCCGCCUGUACAUGAUCGAGCCCUCGGGCCUCUACUGGGGCUACUACGGCGCCGCCACGGGCAAGGGCCGCCAGGCGGCCAAGGCGGAGCUCGAGAAGCUCGACCUGGCCGGCGAGGGCAUCUCGCUCCUCGACGCCGUCAAGGAGGCCGCCCGCAUCAUCUACGUGGCCCACGACGACAACAAGGACAAGGAGUUCGAGCUCGAGAUGACGUGGAUCAGCGACGAGGACGGCCCCACAAAGGGCCGCCACGAAGAGGUGCCCAAGAAGCUGCUCCAGGAGGCCGAGAGGUUGGCCAAGAAGUCGCUCGAGGAUGAUGAUGAUGAGGACGAGAAGAAGGACGACGACAAGAUGGAGGACUGAGCGGGUGUUUUUUCCGCUCGUGGUGGCAAGCGGCUGCACUCGAGGGUUGCUGGUCAGAAGGGGAUUACUAGAGGCUACCUAAACAGCUGAUAUAUGCCAACCUGACAAGACCUUUGUAUCUCGACAUGAAAAAGAAAAAGAGAUUAUUGAAGAUGA